AUGGACGAUCUCUCGGCUCGAAAUCGGGAUGGCCAGCAGCUGUUGGAAACUGGCCAGGAGCAAGAGGAAGAAGAAGACCUUGGAGUUGCUGUUGUUCAACAUGUCGGACCCAACGACGUUCAUGAGGCAGAUGGAGGAAACGACGAGGAAGCAAGUAGCCACAAUGAAAGAGAAGAAGGAACUGGCCAGGAUCAAGAGGCAGAAGAAGACCCUGGAGUUGCCGUUGUUCAACAUGGCGGACACAACGACGUGCAUGCGGCAGAGGCAGGAAACGACGAGGAAGCAAGUGACCACAAUGAUAGAGAAGAAGAUCAUGACCCACCACUAGCACCUCAAGCUCUCAAGGAGGAAUACGGAAUUCUUGACACCAUAGAGCAGGCCAGACGAAGUAUUGGAAUUUGUGCGGAAGAUUAUUUUCCAGGAUUCCUCCUGCACUUUGGCUUGGAUGAACAAAUGGAAACUUCGAUGAUUGUCUACGACUUUGCUAAAGGUGACAAACAAGUCUUUCGGUGUCGAGAUAAGGUCGGCAAUUGUAUCUGUUGUGGAUACUAUGUCUCCCAUGCAAAAUUCUCCAAUCUGCAAUUUGUCCGUAAGGGCAACAUUCAUAUUAUGGAGUGUUCUGGGUAUGACUUUUCCUUGAACAUGUUUGACAUCCAGAUAAUGAAAAAGCUGACUAUUGAAGUAUGUGGCUCAUACCCAUCCACCUUCCUCCAGUGUUUCUUGUAUCAUACGCCACUGGCAUUCAAUGUACUGGCAUCCAUGAUCAGACGAUCGCUCCCAGACAACCUCAAAUCCAAGUUCAAUGUGGGGUACACUUUUUCAGGUCGCCUGGAUGAAUUCUAUGGGCUUCCAACACCAGAGGCUGCUUCUCGGCGAGCUGUGGAUAAUUUGUGUGAAGCUCUCCAAGUUCGAUAUGAAAAUGAAAGGACCUUCUCACUUUGA
Molecule: messenger RNA, 942 nt
Organism: Seminavis robusta
Lineage: Eukaryota; Bacillariophyta; Bacillariophyceae; Naviculales; Naviculaceae
Source: the annotation of a GenBank genome assembly